This is a messenger RNA of Topomyia yanbarensis, 2535 nucleotides long. RefSeq lists its product as uncharacterized. The record is from RefSeq and is a predicted model, not a curated record. The transcript is spliced from 7 exons. NCBI's taxonomy places the organism in Eukaryota, Metazoa, Arthropoda, Insecta, Diptera, Culicidae. Bases 243 to 2459 code for a protein of 738 amino acids.
CGCGCAUAUCGCUGCAUGUCAAACCGCUCUCGAAUCCAACCGCAACUAUCGCACGAAUCCGACGAAACCCCCAAACAACAAAGUAGUCGUUUUAUCGAUACUCACGAGACGCGACACCCAUUUUUCACACCUUCUUGACGUUCCCGGCACGGCCAAAAGUUUCUUCCUGCUGGAAGAAAAACCAAGUGUUCCCUGCUUUCCUUUUUAUUUUAUUUUUAUCCAAUCGUCGCCAAAACGUCGGCAUGGUGCUGCUGGCGGAAAUCUACUGCCCGGAACAGAUUGUGAUACCGGAAAACUUCAACAACGUGCUCAAAGCGUACGCCAAAGCUGUCAUCCGUACGCAACCGUACGAUUUAUUGCGCUGGUCGGCCGCCUACUUUCGGUGUAUGGCCCUGGAGCGAACACCCCCGGUGAAACCCCGCUACGAACCGGAAGCUCACCGGGGGAAGCUCACCACCGGUGCCCUGCGGACGCUAAUCGAUCAGCUUGGAAAAGGCUUUUUCGUCCAGAAACGAUAUCUGUUCGAAAAAUGGCAAGGACUGUGCCUACCGGAAGAAGAACUAUUGAACAUUCUGUCUCUGCUGCGUACGCUUGACUGGACCCAUUUGCACUGGCUGAAGAUUGUGGCCAUCUUCAUCGGGCUGCUGAGUGACAGCCUGGUCCGGACGGCCGAAAUGAUUUGUGAACUGCUGACCGAAGAACCGGAAGGUGGUCCCUCGCCGGUUCCCCUCUGGAUGUUUAAGGAAUGCUUUCUGACCGUGGCCCGGUUGGACUGCGGUUCGGUUCAAACGUUCGUCGACGGGCGAAAAGUUUUGGAGGACGGACGGCUGGAGGAGAAGCAACCGAUGACUGAGAUGCCAAAAGUUUUAUCAACAAUUUCAUUUAAGAACGCCAUCAUCGACAAGUACAAGAGUUUCAUGGGUAUUGAUGCCAAAUCAGCCCCGACCGACGCCGAGCUACUCACCGGUGACGAUCGUUUCUCGGAAAUUUCCGAAAUCCCAUCCAAGUUGGACUCCGACUUCAAAUUUGUCGGGGAUGAAACUGACCCAUACGAAGUAGCGCGCCGAGCUCCGGAUUUCGACAGUGUUAUUAUUCUGCUGAGCGAACUACAGGAAGACAAACUGCAUGCACAUUUGAGUGCGGUCAGUAUAGCUGAGGAAAAAUUGGAACGAGCAAAGGAACGCUCUCAACGCUUGGACGAUCUUAGGGAAAGUCUGCCGGAAUACGACUAUGAGAAACUAAUGGAAGCCGAAAGGCAGCAACUGUUGAAGGAUAUGGGUCCUCCGUGGUUACUGUUGUAUCUUUUUUCAAGAUCGGCAAACCGCCAUCAAUCGUAUAACUUUAUCGAAGAAACUUCAGAUGACGAAUCUGCGAGCGGAUAUUCGGAAGACAGCUGUCUCGUGCGUGGGGCGGAGGAUCUGGAGAGAAGUCCUGAACCGGAGGAGUCAAGGCACGAUAUUGAACGUCGACGGUCCAGCUAUUCGAUCCCAGCUUCUGUACGUUCAAGAAUGAGUUCAAUUCAUUCUUCGGCUACUCGAAUCGCCAAUGAAGUUUUGUCCCGGAUAAUCUGCAUGGUGGACGAAGCUAUCAUUGACGGGGAGUGCGAAUUGUCGGUUCCGUCGAUAGCUAGCUUUAUCGAGCAAAAAAGCCAUGAAACAACCAGCAGCAUUAGCGAGCAUGAUUUUGCUACACUGCGGGAAUUUUUGGAAGAAGCCGAAAAAAAGGAGCUUGAGGUGAAAGACUUGAAUGAGUUGUACCAUUUCUUUGUUGGCGAAAGUUUCAAAAUGAUGGGAGACGUUGAUGAAUUGCAACGGGAUCGCAGUAAGGAAAUUACAUCCAUUUUUGAAUCGAGUGGAAUUGAAGUCGAUCAUAAUUUGCUGGACGCACAAAUUGCCGAAAACAUGAUUCUGGGUUUGGUUCAACCGGAACAGCCCUCGGAAAGGGAAAAGGAACAGGGUCCAUCAUCAUCACCUCAAACAAAUCAGUCUUCGCCAUUUCAUGGAUCAUUAAUACAUGCCGUCAGCUCGGAUCUACAAGCUGUACUUGAAGAACCGACUGAAGAUAUUACGGCGGCAGCAGCUACUGAUGAGCAAGAUGAGAAGGAUGCCGAUAAGACAAAUAAUGAGGCAACCGAGAAAGCAAAGGAAAAUAUAUCGGCUGAUGAUAAGUUAUCCGAAGGACCAGUUGAAUCUAAAUUGGCUCAUCCUGGGGUAGCAACUCAAACCGAUCCUUUCGGUAACAAAUGUAUGGAAUUGAUGCGACGCCAAACGCUUACCAGAAAAUCGGAACUAACAAUAGAGUACAGCUGCCGGAUUGCUCCUAUUCCAGGGAUUGGAUCGCCACUGUCCGAAGAAACAAUUCAGACCUUCUUGGAAUAUCUCGCUAAAAGGGCCAUUCAUCAGCAGGGACUAAUUUAUCCGAGGAAUUUCCGGGAACCACCUUGCCCAAAAAUUACAUGAACGAUGAAGGAAUAUGCGUGCAUGGUAACCAGAUAUAGAUAGUUUUGCUUGCAUUGUAUCGUUUGAAAUAAAUCCA